AUGGAAGAUGAUGAUGAAGCAGUAGGAGUGGCACUAGUGCCUUAUCUAAACGAUGAUUUGAUUAUGAACAUUUUGUCGAGGUUUCAUGAAGUGAAGUGGCUCAUUCGAUUCAAGUGCGUCUGCAAAUCAUGGUAUUCCCUCAUAAGCUCAUCUACUUUCGUUGACAUGCAUCUUCUUCGAACUAAUAAUAAUAAUAAUAACACCAAUCAAGGCAGAUAUCUUCUUUACUUUGCUAAAGAUAACACUUGUCGUACACUACUUUCACUCUUCUUCUUCAAUUAUCAUAUCAUAAAAAUCUAUUCGAGUAUGCGAUUUGACGAUGCAAAACUUGUUGGGGUUUGUAAUGGAUUGUUGUGUCUUGUUACGGACGAUUACCACAAAAAUUUUCAUUUCCAUCUAGUGAAUCCAGCUACUAAGCAAUCUAGGGUUUUGGAAAAACCAAACAUUGUCAUUCCCAUCGGGAUUUCUUCUUAUGGAUUUGCUUUCGAUUCAAAGGCUAACGAUUACAAAGUGGUUUGGGUUACCAGCAAUUAUGAGAAAUCGAAAUUGUUGGUGUUGGUGUUGGCAUUGAAAACUAAGUGUUGGAGAACGGUUUCAAUGAAGAAAAAGUUCGAAUUUGUCGACCACUGUAGCAACACUGUCGUUGAAAACACACUCCAUUGGAUUGGAAGAACACCCCAACAAGAGCACGAUUAUGACUACUCAUCGAAGAAAACAACAUUAAUAACCAUCGUUGCAUUUGAUCUCGUCGAUGAAAUAUUUCGUGACUUUAAAAUUCCAGAAGACAUUAGCGAUCAGAAAAAGUGCUACGAUCAUCAUUGCUUCGUGUUCAAAGGUAACCUUUGUGUGAGUGUGGCGCCAAAGUUUGGAUUUUGUAUUGGCGAUGAGAUUCAAGUGUGGGUUAUGAAACAAUAUGGAGUUGAGGAAUCUUGGUCUAAGGACUAUUGUUUUUCAGGGACAUUUCUAAAUUUUAGUUUGCCUACAUUGCUCUACCAUAAUAGGAUUGGCAUUAGAUUUGAUUAUGAAUGGAAUAAUUUGAGGAACAGAAAAGACCUUUCAUAUUUCUUUAAUGAGGAAAUUAUCUCUGAAAAUUUGAAGCUGCAUCCUUUGUAUGGAAGGUGCUUUAUAGAUUAUAGAGAGAGUCUUGUUCAAGUUUAA
Humulus lupulus (European hop) is the source of this 1158-nucleotide messenger RNA. RefSeq names its product F-box protein At3g07870-like. Gene Ontology annotation, molecular function: protein binding. NCBI's taxonomy places the organism in Eukaryota, Viridiplantae, Streptophyta, Magnoliopsida, Rosales, Cannabaceae. The transcript has a single exon. Bases 1 to 1158 code for a protein of 385 amino acids. The record is from RefSeq and is a predicted model, not a curated record.